AUGGACAACGCGCGAUCGAGGUGCGAGUGGUGCUUGCGGGCGUCCGCGGGCGGGGCGACGUGCGAAUCGUGCGCCGACGCGCGUCGAUUGGCGUACGGCGAUUUCGAAAAGACGCACGGGGUGGAUUUGAGCGAGCUCGAAGCGUACUGCGAAAAGAAUGGUGGUUUAAAAUUUCCUUUGAUCACCGCCAGAGCGGCGUCUAUGAUCGCCAGCGGAGCGUUGAACAAGAGCACGCUGGAAUGGUUGUGCGCGGCGAACGACGUGGAAACCAAUCCGCCCGCGCAGUGGCUCGAAGAGUGCGAUGUGUUGCGACGAGCAUUCGGCGACGCGGGGAAAGAUAUCAUCACACCCGCGUGGUACGCCGGAAUCACGUCCCGUCUUCAUUUAAACUCGUUCCGAGUGGAAAUUCCAGUCGACGCCGCGGCGUCGACGACGGAUUUCAAGGACGUCCUAUCCGCCGGAUUGGACGCCAUCACGCAAGGCACCGCGUCGGGUUCGGCGGUAUACAAGUACGUGUCCCUACUCAAUCACUCGUGCGCGCCCAACUGUCACACGCACUGGGAAAACGGCGAUUCGUCGCUCACGAUUCGCGCGCUUCGCGAAAUCGCUCCGGGCGAAGAGCUCACGAUAACGUACGUGGACGCCGAUUCUCCGCGCGACGCCAGACGCGCGCGUCUCGCGAAUUCCUACGCCUUCGAUUGCGCGUGUUCCCGCUGCGCGGCGGGCGAACAGCGCGCCGCGAAUAGUCUAGCCCACCCGUAG
Ostreococcus lucimarinus CCE9901 is the source of this 762-nucleotide messenger RNA. RefSeq lists its product with no specific name. The record is from RefSeq and is a predicted model, not a curated record. The transcript has a single exon. NCBI's taxonomy places the organism in Eukaryota, Viridiplantae, Chlorophyta, Mamiellophyceae, Mamiellales, Bathycoccaceae. Bases 1 to 762 code for a protein of 253 amino acids. Gene Ontology annotation, molecular function: protein binding. Gene Ontology annotation, cellular component: nucleus.